CGCUUAAUGAUUCAAAUUUAAUGCCUUCAAUUGACUCAAAACGGUUUCCCCGGAGCGGUCGUUUGAGCUUGCUGAAUAUCCAGAAGUCACACGGUGCUAAAUCAGUCGAAUACGCUGGUUGCAGCAGGAUAUAAUGGUUGAAAAUUUGGCGAAAAACUCACGAAGAAUCAAUGCAGUAUGCGACGGUGCAUUGUCGUGCUGUAAAAGCCAAGAGUUGUCACCCCAGAAUUUCGGGCUCUUUUAAGGAAUAGUUUCGCACAAACGACGCAUAACACUCAAAUAGURUUUCCUGUUAACAGUUUGRCCGGUCCGAAGGAAUUCCGAGUGCACCACACCUCGAUAAUCGAAGCCAACUGUCAACAUAACCUUGAUUUUUGCCUGCUUUGACRUGGUUUUUCCGCCUUCAGCUMAACUUURACACGACAUUCAGCUGAUUGAUUGUCUGUUUCCGGGUCAUGAGCAUAUAUUCAAGACUCGUCACCAGUAAUAUGUUUCAUGACAUCCUGGCAGUUGGAAAGCAUGGGCACGUUUUUAGCGAGGUUCUUUUUACAAUUGACCGAUAAAGCAAUUAUUAUUACAGUUGGCAAAGCAAUAUUAACAACUGUUCGACCUUUAUUAAAUAUCGCGCGUCACUAGUUCCAUAAAAGCUGCAAAUCAACAAGUAAGCRCCCCAUGAGAAUACCGGGCCUGGGAGGAAAUGUCCUUGAUCACCCCCAUCUUCGGUCACUGGUUGUACUUAACAGUAACUUGCAGAAGAACUGCUCUCGGUUAAUUGGUUUGUGCGGAUGCGAAUUUCGAAACAACAUAAGAAAAGGAAAUUUCGUGUACAUUAUAAAGUGAUCGUUAAGGAAGGAAACAAUAGAAAGAACUAAGAACGCAAACAUUGAAAUUGAUGCCCUUCUUCAAUGCAGUUUUUGUUUACUUUACCUUCGUACAAGAUCCACGCGGCGAACUCUGGACAACAGUUCUGAAAUGUCUGCCGAUUGUGAUGUUAAUUUUGUAUGUUGUGGUCAAAGGAUUCGCCUUUACGCCUGCUUAUAAAUACUCUCAGCGCAUACUGCUCGGCUUAGUUUGCUCAUGCGUCGGCGAUGCRUUGCUCAAUAUUAAUCUCUUCCUGGAAGGCAUGGGUGCAUUUGCUAUCGGUCAUAUCUGGUACAUAUCAGCGUUUGGUUGGAAACCUUUGAGACUGCCAAUCGGUGUGGCAUUGUACAUUUGCGGUGCUUUGGCUAUUUCGUUGGCUUUCACCCGUCUGGACGGUGUGCUGGCUAUUGGCGUUCCUAUUUAUACUGCCCUUUUAGCGACCACUUGUUGGCGUGCCGUUGCUCGCGCUCUCCAAAACUCCAGCUUCAUAAAUAACUUCUGUGCUGUGGGUACAGUACUGUUUCUCCUAUCCGAUUCAGUUAUUGGCAUUCAUAUGUUCUUGACACCAGUGCCGUAUUCAAGAAUUAUCAUUAUGUCCACGUAUUACACUGCUCAAUUCGCCAUUGCCUUCAGCACUGCCAACGACAGCCCAGGGCCUUGCAGGCAUAUGGGGAAUAGCGAAUCGACGCAUAAAGGUCAACGCGUCAAAACAAAAGACUGAUCAGUUACCGAGCAAUUUACGCUCCAUUAAAAGUGUCGCUCAAGUUGCGAAGCAAUAACAUUUUCAUAAGCAAAAAACUGCGUUGCCUACGCCGAACAGUCACCACCAACAAAACAACAAAUACGAAACGAACUAAAAUGCCCUAAAAACUUCCAUUGUACCUUUAAUGUCUGGAGAUUUUCGUGCGGGAAACGAGUUACUUUAGCAUAUACUACAAACACAUACAUACAUAUGUAUAUGCAUUUCGGAAGUACAUACAUAUAUAAUACAUAUAUAAACAUGCAUUGAUCUAUUUACUAUCGACAAGUAUUUAUAUAUAGCAUAUUACAUAGUAUAUACAUAUUUACUUAUUUAAUC
Molecule: messenger RNA, 1939 nt
Organism: Bactrocera latifrons
Lineage: Eukaryota; Metazoa; Arthropoda; Insecta; Diptera; Tephritidae
Product: lysoplasmalogenase-like protein TMEM86A
Exons: 5
Coding region: 893-1582 (229 amino acids)
Cellular component (GO): membrane
Source: RefSeq, a predicted model, not a curated record